AUGGAAGAUAUUGCAUUCGGUGAUUGGCCAGGACAAACAAUGGAUUUAAAUGGUAGUAAUCAUCCAUGGUUACCCGCUUAUGGGUUUCAACAACCAAUUUUAGAGAAAGAUGAUUUUUUAGGAUCACCAGACGCAGCAUUAUUUUUAAAUGGCGGUGGCACACAUCAAUAUGUGUUCUUGGAGACAAUUAUGGAAGAAACAUCAGAUGAUCUUCGUAGUAGUGAUAGUGAACGUUCUACUUCGUGUGCUUCACAUGAUGAUGACGAUGAAGAUGAUGAAGAUAGACACCAACGACUUGGUUGGCUUGCUAGUGAUAGUGAAUCUGGUUCAGUAAUACGAGUCAAUGUAACAUCUGUUGAUGAUGACCAGGAGGAAGCAGGUGUUGAUUCCGAUAACGAAGACAGCUCAUCCGAAUGUGAUAUUGUGUGCCCAGCAAAACGACGCCGUCGUCACGACAAUCAUCUUCAUCUGUUAACCAUACCAAACAGUGAUGAAGAUCUAACAUCACUGCCAUCUUUAAGUCGAUCAAGUAGUUUAUUACAAUUCGAAGCGUUAGAGAAACGUUGCCAAGAAGAUAUGUACAAUAGUUCACCAAGUAUUUUAUCAACUUUUAGUUAUGAUUCACUAGAAAUACAACAUCGAAACAAUAUAAAAAAUCAACGUUUAAGUCCAGAUAGUUUAAAUAAUCGAUCAACAGACACCGACGAUGAAGAUGGUGAAGAUACACCGGCCGAAGAAAGUGAUUGUGUUGAUUAUUAUCGAACAUUAAAAAUUGAUAAAACUACCAAUAAACGUUCAAACACGGAUUCGUUAUUUUAUAAAACUCGAAUAUUAUCGAAAAGUGAUGCUAGCAGCACAGACAGUGAUGAUACAAUCCCAAGUGAUGAAACAAGUAUUCCUCAAAAAUUAAAAUUUAAAAAUCGUAGUUUUGAAUCAUUGUUUACAACAAAAAAAAUGUCGACGGAAAAUUUAAGUGAAGAUAGUGGUUAUUGUGACCAACAUAACGUUAAGAAAACCUCCAGUAUACCAAAUUUUGAAAUUAUACCGGAAUCGAAUAAUUUCGAAGGCAUAAAUAAUCACGAGUAUAGUUCAAAAAAUAAUUUUGGCGCUUAUGAUUGUGAGACAACAUUAUUUCCAACACCAACUGUAGCACAUUUCGGUACAAGUUAUCACGAUUUAAGUAUAUUCGAUCCAAAUAAAAUUACCGUACAAUUUAAAAAUAAUUUACAAAAAUUAGGUAAAUAUCAUAAAAAUUUAAAACAGAAUCGAAAUAUUGAAUUAAUCGAAGAAAUUGAUGAAUUAGAACGUGAAACACAAAGUCUUAAAUUAGAAAUUGUCUUACCACAAUCUAAAUUUAGCACUCAGUCGGAGCGUGUAUCAUCAACGAGUGAACCAAACAUAUUAAGUGCAGUCGAUAGUGAACAUUUAAGUGCGUUAAAUAACACACAACAAUCGAAUUUUUGUAUAAAUUGUGAUUUAAUUAGUUCAAGUGUACCACAAAAUUUAAAUUUAAUUUGUAAUAAUGAACAAAGCGAUAUAGUGACGUCAUGGAAUAACGUUGAUAAUACAGUGGCUUCAAAAAAUAUUGACUUAUCAGUUAUCAACAAUAAAAAUAGUGAAAUGUCUUCUGAUAUGAUUUCAACGGAUAAUAACACGAUACGAAUUCGUUUAAAAGAUGAAACACCCCCACCCCAACCAGAGGAAGUACAUCGAACUGUAAUUGGUGUAGAAGAUAGUUCAAGUUUUACACUCAAUGAUGGUGUAACGAAAUUACUUGAUGUAACCGCAGAGAACCGGUGCUAUAACCUUGACAUACACUCAGAUAUCCUAGAUUUUGAAACGACGAUUCAAAAAGCGAUUUCCAAUUCAAGUAUACCUAGUUUUAAGGAUAAAGGUGACUUCUUUUUUCAUUCAACUCCUAUGACACAGCCAGGACAUCUACGUACACCAUCCGUCCAUCAAAGUACUCCUAAUUUAUCAACAAUUUUAUCAUCAGAGAAAACAGAUAGUUGUAAAACAGUUCCAUUAAAAAAAAUCGAUGCUGAUAGUUAUAUGAAAGGUUUAUCUGGUUCGGAGGGAAAAAAUAUUGGGGGUGGUAUUUUACAUCGAAAUAGUUUAGCUGGAUCGGGAAGUACAUCAAAGGGUGUACAUUUUUGUGAAAUUGUCUCGGAGGUAAGUUGGAGGGAACAAAGUUAUUCAUCAGAGAAUUCAUUUGAUGAAGAUGAUGCGAAUCAAUCAGAAUCAACGGAAAGUUUAGAUGAAAUUAUGUUAAAAGUUGCUGAGCAAAUUGAAGAGAAAGAUGGCUCAAGUUAUUUAAUAAAAGAUUACAUGGAUAAAGAUGGUAUUACUUAUAAACAUUCGCAUAUGUUAAAAGCAAAUGAAGUUGAAAAUACGCCUACAAUAAGUAAUCACGUGACGAGUAACAUCGGUGCUGAGUCGAGAGAUGGAGAAGUGAGUAAACUGCAACAGGCUCAGUCACUUCAACAAGAAGUGUUUAAGCAACAACAACAACAGUUGUAUAAUAAUAAUGAUCAACAGUGUAAUAGAACAGUGAACGUGAUGGAAACAAACGGAGUGAAUAAUCGUGGUGCUGAUUCAAUUGUUGAUCAACAAUCAACGAAAAAACGUGAAAAGAAAUUAGGUGGAUUUUUAUCACGUUUUACGAAUUUUCGAUUUUCAACACGUAAUAAAACACAAAAAUCGAAAACAAAUAAUGCAUCAACAACAACGGUGCAACAGGACCAGAAAAAAUCAGCCGCUCCAAUUCAAAGGAAUAACAAUGAACAAAAACCCGACUACAUUUACAUACCGUUAAAAGGACCAUCUCCAACACCACCUAGUGGUACACAACAUAACGAUAUAUUUUCAAAAGUUAUGGUUGAUGGAAAACCGUUAGAUACAAAACCACCCUUACCAAAACAACCCCCGCGUGUGAUUGGCGCUAGUGUAAAACAACAACAACAACAUCGACAUGGCAGUGGUACGCAAGCUCAACGUAGCAUUAUUAACGGUGGUAAUAUUGAUUCAACGGAUGGUUGUAGUUUAAAUAAUCGUAACGUUUAUAGUAAUCAUCGUGGAGGUGCCGCUCUUAUCAGUUGUCCUACACCGACAGUUGACAACAGACAUGCCACCAAUAAUCAUCAUCAAACAAUUACGUCCAAAUUUCAUAAUCAUAAUAUGGAACAACAUCAACCGUUGGGUCUGAUUGAAACCGAUUUGGAUACACAUAUUACUGUAGUGAAUAGUAGUGCUUCAAAUAAUCAUAAUCAUAAUAAUAACAAUGGUACACAAGGGCAAGGGGGUAAAGCACGUAGUCUUAUGAACUUACCUGGUGAUAAUAAUUCAUGUGUUGUUUCAACCGGUGUUGGUGGUGAUAUUAUUAUACAACCGGUUUUACAUCAUUUGGGUGAUAGUGGUUCGCAAAGUACGGGUCUUGUUCGGCCACAUAAAUCCAUGGAGUUCCUUUUGGAUAAACAGAAUCUCAAAGUUGUCGAGCCGCCAGAGAACGAAUUACAAAAAGGAGGAACUGGCGAACGUGUCAUGUCUGAACAUCAAUUACGUGUACAGCGUUCAUUACAAAAAUUAAAUGUCCCUGAAUGGUUCAAACAUUCGCAAGUACCACGAGAAGGAUUUCUACUUAAAAAACAACAACGGGAAAACACCAAAUGGUCCGGUUUGUCGGGUAAAACUACAUCGUUAAGUAGUUUAGGCGGUUCGCGACAAUCACCCAUUUUAUUAAGUCCUUCACCGCAAGGAACUGGGGGACAAAUUGGUGGGUUUACACGAUGGUCAACAUCAAAAUUAAAUUCAACAGCAUCGUCACCAUGUAAUUCAACACGAAGUAGCUUUAAUUAUCGACAACCGAUUACAGGGCUAACAGCGAACGGUACAACAUCACCAUGUAGUUCUACAAGAAGUAGUUUUAACUAUCGUCAACCAUAUUUAGGUUGGCGAUCACAAGAACGGCUUACAAAACCACGUACACCCGCUGAACGAUUAGCUUCAAGUCUUUUACCACCCGCGGGAACAACAACGGCAAAUAAUAGCGAAAUACAAACUUCAAUAAAAGAGGUUACUUCAGCUAUCGUUCAUUAUGUGAGUGGUUUAACACCUGAUACGAAUCCAACAGAUUCGUUGCAUGUGAUGUCAAAUAGUAAUCGACGAGAAAGUUCAGAUCGUGAAUCAAUGUCCACAUCUCCACGAUUUCGUGAUUAUGAAACACAAGAGACAGCAAGUCAGCGAUCUAUUAGCCCUGCAAGUCGUGGUAGUCAAAAAUUCUGUUGGCUAGAGUCAUCGUUUGUGGGAACACGACCAUUAGAUUCACCUCAAACACCAAUGGGAAUACCAACAGAUGCAUCAUCAGAGAUAUCUAUGGAUACAGUACGAUCAACACAUUAUCCAGCGUUGCAUCUUGAUUUAAAAACAAAAAAUAGUGUUAAUCCCACUGGAAGUUGCUACUCAUAUGCAAAUUCAAGUUCAAGCAGCCUAGCACGACCAGCGGUAACAAGACCAUCGCCCGGUUCAACAACAUUAGAAGAUGUCUUGGAUUCACUGUUAGGAUUACCGCCAUCAACACGAGCACCAUCCCCAAGUCUCCAAGGGAUGGGAUCAGCUAAUAGUAGUCCAGGACAUUUCAUAGGCGAAGCAAUAGGAAGUAAUCGUGAUCGACUAUUAAGUGUUGGUUCAAAUUCUACUCAUUAUGAUUCGAUACGCAGGCGAAGUGAAGGUAACACAAUGCACCCGAAACCAGAUGAUGAUCCACAACGACGUGUAAGCUUCCACACUACACCUGAAUCGGGUCAAAUCGAUUUACUAACUACGAACUUCGUUAAAUGUCGCUACACAAAAUGUACAAAUCAAGCAACACACGAACAUGCGAAAAAAUAUUUUAAAAAUUGUCAUAAUUGUAAUUAUUCGUAUUGUUCGAGGGAAUGUCGGCGAGCUCAUUGGGAAAAACAUCGAAAAACUUGCUUACAUUCCCGUGCCAGUACAUUAUGUCGCCAAAUAUUAGCAAAAGCAAAGGAUGAUCCUGAAUCGUUGAAUCAUAUUUCUGUCAUUGCACGUCGUGGUUAUUUAUCACUUGGACCUGGUGUUGUGAAAUGUUUUUUUGCAAGUCCUGAAGCAGCUGAACGAUUUAUUGAACAUGGAUUACAACAUUUAUCAGAACCCACAUAUAUUCGUUGGUCAGAUUUAUUACCGUCUGAAAUGGGUCCUGAAUUAUUUUCCGAAUUAGUUAAAAUUUGUAAAAGUUAUAAUCCAGAAACUCGCGUUGUCCUAUACGUAGCUGUGUGCGUUGUGUCAGAAGUUCCAGCAAGUGGUACAAUCAAAUGGGAACGCCAGCUAGUUUCACGUUGUGCUAAAUUACGUUUAAGUAAAUCAGCGUUAAGUGUUUCCAAUCAACAAAUUUCAAAUACCACACCGCAUCGAUCAAAAUCUCCAUGUAAUAUAACGCGAGAAAUGGAUAAUCCAGAAACAUUAAUCUUAACCUCACUGCCAGGCAAUAAAAAUCAAACAUCAGUACAAAAAUCUAGAGAAAUUAGUUUCACAAAUAUUCAACGACAAUUAAAACAGCGUGGUGUUAGUUUGCGACGCCAUUUUCCCGAUGUUUAUCAAAAAUUAUGCGCCUAUGUGGAAGGUGCUAGUGAUAAAUUUGCUCCAGUUACCGUUUAUCCGAGGGAUAGUACAUCUGGUAAAAGUUUUAUGUGCAUCAUAAUGCCUGACGUUGAACCAGAAAAGUUAGAUCUUGUACCAACAGAUAGUUCACGAGUGCAUACUGUUGAUGUUAGUCGAGAACACCCCCACGAGUGAAGAGUUUUAUUUUUGGAUUUGUUAUAUCAAAAUAUAUGAAGAGUGUCCUAAAAUUAUUUUUAUUUCGAAUCACUUGUCAUUUCAUAGAUGCCAAGCAUGGAAAACUUAACUAGUGAAGCAUUUCUCAGCAGAGUAACAUUUAUGCAUUUUAGAAAAAUUAAUUUUCAAUU
Molecule: messenger RNA, 5978 nt
Organism: Chrysoperla carnea
Lineage: Eukaryota; Metazoa; Arthropoda; Insecta; Neuroptera; Chrysopidae
Exons: 7
Coding region: 1-5808 (1935 amino acids)
Biological process (GO): cell-cell junction organization
Cellular component (GO): plasma membrane; apical junction complex
Source: RefSeq, a predicted model, not a curated record